AUGCUCGGGCUGGCGAGGGGGCUGGUCAGAUGUGGCUCGAAGGGGCGAUGUUCAGUGCCGCGCGGCGGGAUGGAAAGCCUGUCGAGUUUGGCCCGGGGCGAGGCGCUGGGUGCCUGCGGCGCUGAUCCCUGGUCGGAGGACUUCGAGGACAGCGUGAGGGCGACGGAGAACCUCCUGGAGGCCCUGAGGCGCGAGGUGGGCGCGGCCAUGGACGGCGGCGGCCCCGCGGCCGUGGAGCGCCACCGCCGGCGCGGCAAGUGGCUGCCCAGGGAGCGCAUCGCCAAGCUGCUGGACCCCGGGGCCCCGUUCCUUGAGCUGUCCCAGCUGGCGGGGAGGGAGCUGUACGGGGAGGAGGAUGUGCCGUGCGGUGGGAUCGUCACGGGUCUGGGGGCCGUGCACGGCCGGCCGGUGGCCGUGGUAGCCAACGAUGCCACCGUCAAGGGCGGGACGUACUACCCCAUCACAGUGAAGAAACACCUGCGCCUGCAGGAGGUUGCGGAGGCGUGCGGCCUGCCGUGCGUUUACUUUGUGGACUCGGGGGGCGCCAAUCUGCCCCGCCAGGCGGACGUGUUUCCUGACAGGGACCAUUUCGGGCGCAUCUUCUACAACCAGGCGCGGAUGUCGGCGGCCGGCAUCCCCCAGCUGGCGGUGGUGGCGGGGUCGUGCACGGCGGGCGGGGCCUACGUGCCCGCCAUGGCCGACGAGACGGUGAUCAUCCGCGGCAAUGGGACGAUAUUCCUGGGCGGCCCGCCGCUGGUGCGGGCGGCCACGGGGGAGGAGGUCAGCGCGGAGGAGCUGGGGGGCGCCGAGGUGCACACCGGCACGUCCGGGGUGGCGGACCACCUGGCCGAAGACGAGGCGCAUGCCGUGCAGAUUGCGCGCAACAUUUUGGCCAACAUUGACGGGAGGAGGGAGGCGAUCGCCGGCCCCCCGCCGGCCUUCGAGGAGCCGCUGUUUCCGGCCGAGCAACUGCGGGGGGUGGUGCCCAGGGACGCCAAGAGGCCGUGGGACGUGCGUGCGGUGCUGACGCGUGUGCUGGACGGGAGUAGGUUCCACGAGUUCAAGGCCAGGUACGGGAGGACGCUGGUGACGGGCUUCGGGGCCAUCCACGGCCACACCGUGGGGGUGGUGGCCAACAACGGAAUACUUUUCUCUGAGUCCGCGGUCAAGGGGGCGCACUUCGUGCAGCUGUGCGGCCAGAGGAACAUCCCCCUGGUUUUCCUGCAGAACAUCAUGGGCUUCAUGGUGGGGAGGAGGUACGAGGCGGGGGGCAUCGCCAAGGACGGGGCCAAGAUGGUGAUGGCGGUGGCCAACGCCGCAGUCCCCAAGUUCACGGUUAUCAUCGGCGGCAGCUUCGGGGCGGGCAACUACGGCAUGUGCGGCCGGGCCUACGGCCCCAACCUCCUGUUCAUGUGGCCCAACGCGCGGAUCAGCGUCAUGGGGGGCGAGCAGGCCGCCGGGGUGCUGUCCAUGGUGGAGGACGACAAGCGCAGGAGGGCAGGGGCGCCUUGGGGCCCGGAGGAGAGGGCGGCGUUCGAGCGGCGCAUACGGGAGCGCUACGACCGCGAGGGUGACGCCAUGUACUCGACAGCCAGGCUGUGGGACGACGGCGUCAUCGAUCCCGCCGACACGCGGUGGGUGCUGGGCCUGGCUCUGGCGGCCGCCGCGGGCGUGCCCAGACGCGAGAGCCGCUACGGUGUCUUCAGGAUGUGA
Ostreobium quekettii is the source of this 1713-nucleotide messenger RNA. NCBI's taxonomy places the organism in Eukaryota, Viridiplantae, Chlorophyta, Ulvophyceae, Bryopsidales, Ostreobiaceae. The record is from the annotation of a GenBank genome assembly.